Messenger RNA from Eruca vesicaria subsp. sativa (arugula), 1455 nucleotides. NCBI's taxonomy places the organism in Eukaryota, Viridiplantae, Streptophyta, Magnoliopsida, Brassicales, Brassicaceae. The record is from the annotation of a GenBank genome assembly.
AUGAAUCAUCUUCUCCGCCAAAAUUUUGGAAGCUUCAGUAGGACUAACCUUCCUUUCAGAUGGUCCUUCCUUCGUUUCCCCAAAACCAUUCCUUCCCCCGAUCCGGUUCACGACUCUCUCAAGCGUCGUAUCGAACACGCCCCAGAUUCGAUGCCUUCCCUCACCCCUUUGCUCCACGAAUGGCGACAACUCGGAAACAAACCAGGUCUUUCUGAACUCAGGAGCAUCAUCUCCUCCCUUCACAAAUUCGACCGCUUCUCCCACGCCCUCCAGGUUUCGGAGUGGAUGAGUGACCAAAAAAUUUACAAUCUAUCUACAGUGGAUUUCGAGACUCGACUUCUCUUGAUUGCUAAACUUCGUGGUCUUGAAGAAGCUAGCAAUUUCUUGGACACCAUUCCAUUAAAGAAGAGGGACUUUUACGUGCACAACGCUCUCUUGAACUCUUGCAAAACCCAAGGAUCCCUGAGCAUAGCCGAGACCACGUUUCAGAAGAUGAGAGACCUUGGUUUGGUUGCCAAAAACCCUAAACCUUACAACACCAUGAUCUCUCUCUACUACAGUGCUCAAAAUCACGACAUGGUUGUCAAGCUCCUGCUCGAGAUGGACGACCAAAGAUUAGAACCCCAGGGAGUUCCCUUUGGUAAGCUCUUCUCAUGUUUCGCUAUCGCAACAUCCGUCAAAGACUCUGUGGGAAUGGAGAGGUUUCUCGCCAAGUGGGGGGACAGGAUGGAGCCAUGGGCCACAUGCUUCUUCCCCGGAUGCCUCUAUAUGGGACUUGGAUCUAUUGAUAAGAGUUUGUCUUUGUUUCGUAAGGCUGAGGAAUUACUCGAUGAUGACUGCAGGAAAAACAUGUAUGGAGCUCUCAUGAGAGUCUAUUGUCUGCACGGUGAAACAGAGGACGUUUACCGUCUCUCUGAAUUGGCUAAACGCCACGGUGUAUCCUUUGACGCCACUGUAAGUUCUGAAAUGAUCAAGUUCUUUGCUAUGAAGAACGAUUUUGAUGGAGCUCACGAGAUUAUGGAAGAGUGGGAUACCGGAGCUGGCGAUCUUGGUCUUUCAGAUUUUGGUCACAAGAUAAGAUGCAUGAAAGAGGAGGCUGAUAAAGCUAUCAACAUGCUUGGGAAGAAGGAGAGCACGUGGGAGAGUUUGACUGACAUGUUAGAGCGAAACUUGGCGGAGGGUGAGGAUGAUGGUGAAAGGGAGAGGAGGAAGAGAGUGACGGAGGCCCUGGAGGGGAGGCUGCAUGAACGCUGGAACCCAAAGACCAGUAUGACUCUGUCGGCUUACGCCUGCGUGCAGUAUGUUGAGGGUCGUAGGGAUAUGGAAAGUGCAGCUGAGAUUCUCAAACUGCUUAACAAACAAGAACAAGUGUCACGUGCGAUGGACAAAGACAGAUUGUGUUUGAAGAUGGUGGAGGCAAUGAGAGGUGGAGGAUACGUUGGUGGAGAAGUCUAG